Messenger RNA from Gadus macrocephalus (Pacific cod), 7242 nucleotides. RefSeq names its product period circadian protein homolog 2-like. The record is from RefSeq and is a predicted model, not a curated record. Lineage: Eukaryota; Metazoa; Chordata; Actinopteri; Gadiformes; Gadidae. Gene Ontology annotation, biological process: circadian regulation of gene expression; entrainment of circadian clock by photoperiod; negative regulation of transcription by RNA polymerase II. Gene Ontology annotation, molecular function: transcription cis-regulatory region binding; transcription corepressor binding. Gene Ontology annotation, cellular component: cytoplasm; nucleus.
CUCCCCCUGCAUCCCCAUCGGUCAGCUGCACCUCAUGGCCGGGUGCUACCCCGAGGGAAGCGGUGGACGGGACCGUCCCGAGCUGGAGCCGGCACUGGGCCUGGCGUCCGAGGGAAGCGAGAGCAGCCAGGAGCGCCCGGCCUCGCCUGGGUCGCCGCUCGAGAACAACAGGAAGCGGGCGCGGCCUGCCUUGCACGAGGACAUGGAGAUGGGGGGCAGCGGCUCCCGCGGAAGCGGGACAGAGUCCCAUGGCAACGAGUCCCAUGGCAACGAGUCCCAUGGCAACGAGUCCCAUGGCAACGAGUCCCACGGCAACGAUUCUCAAGGCAACGAGUCGGUCGGCAGCUCCAGCGGAAACGGCAAAGACUCCGCCCUGACAGAGUCUUCAGAAAGCAACGAGAGCUCCAACUCCCACAGCCCGUCUCCGCCCAGCAGCUCCACCGCCUUCAGCCUGCUGAGCUCUGAACAGGACAACCCGUCCACCAGCGGCUGCAGUAGCGAACAGUCGGCCAAAGCCAAGACGCAGAAGGAGCUGUUCAAGACGCUGAAGGACCUGAAGAUGCACCUGCCGUCUGAGAAGAGGAGCAAGGGGAAGUCCAGCACGCUCAACACGCUGAAGUACGCGCUGCGAUGCAUCAAGCAGGUCAAAGCCAACGAGGAGUACUACCAGAUGCUGAUGAUCAACGACAGCCAGCCCCCCGGGCCCGACGUUUCAUCUUACACCAUCGAGGAGAUCAACAGCAUCACCUCGGAGUACACACUGAAGAACACGGAUGUCUUCGCGGUGGCGGUGUCGCUCAUCCCAGGGAGGAUCGUGCGCAUCUCGGACCGGGCGGCCGCCAUCCUCAACUGCAAGCGGGAGGUGUUCCACAACGCCAAGUUCGUGGAGUUCCUGGCGCCGCAGGACGUGGGCGUGUUCUACAGCUUCACCACGCCGUGCCGCCUCCCCUCGUGGAGCACGUGCACCGGAGCAGAGUCGUCUCCCACAGAGUGUAUGCAGGAGAAGUCCUUCUUCUGCCGCAUUAGUGGGGGUAAGGAGCGAGAGGGGGCUCUGCGCUACUACCCGUUCCGCAUGACGCCCUACCUGAUGAAGGUGCAGGAUGCCCAGCUGGCUGAGGACCAGCUCUGCUGCCUCCUGCUGGCCGAGAGGGUGCACUCCGGCUACGAAGCGCCACGAAUCCCUGCCGACAAGCGCAUCUUCACCACCACACACACGCCCAACUGUGUGUUCCAGGACGUGGAUGAGAGGGCCAUCCCUCUGCUAGGCUACCUGCCCCAGGACCUGAUCGGGACCCCCGUGUUGCUCAACCUGCACCCCAGCGACCGGCCUCUCAUGUUGGCUGUACAUAAAAAGAUCCUGCAGUUCGCCGGCCAGCCCUUCGACCACUCGUCCACGCGCUUCCGCGCCAAGAAUGGCGAGUACGUGACCAUCGACACCAGCUGGUCCAGCUUCGUCAACCCCUGGAGCCGCAAGGUGUCCUUUGUGAUCGGCCGCCAUAAAGUCUGCAUGGGUCCCGUGAAUGAGGACGUGUUUGAUGCACCGGCGUUCCACGGAGGAAAGAUCAUGGACUCUGACAUCCAGGAAAUCAGUGAGCAGGUCCAUCGAGCGCUGCUGCAGCCGGUGCACCACAUGGGCUCCAGCGGCUACGGGAGCCACGGGAGCAACGGCUCCCAUGAGCAGCUGCUGAGCGCGGGCUCGACCAGCGACGGCACGGGGGCCCUUGCUGGAGGCCCCGCCACCGCCACAGAGGACGAGACGGCGCGGGCCAAGCCGCGCACCUUCCAGGAGAUCUGCAAGGGGGUGACCAUGCUGAAGAACCAGGACCCCCUGGUGUGCCUGCAGCCGCCCGCGCCCUGGACCCCCAGGCCCGAGCAGAGGCUGAAGGCCGCUGAUGCAUCCUUUCCGGCUGCACCGAUGAAUCCCCUGGUCCGUCUGAAUGACCUGGUGCCCCCUCUGGUGGCCAAGGACAGUACUGCAGCCAGCAUGGAGAACCUCCCCUGUAAAGACCAGAGCGUUUACUCCUACCAGCAGAUCAGCUGCCUCGACAGUGUCAUCAGGUACCUGGAGAACUGCAACAUUCCCGGUACGGUGAAGAGGAAGUAUCAGUUCUCCUCCCACACCCCCUCCUCCUCCGUCGAGGAAAAGAAGGGCUCGGAGAACGGUUUCCAAGGCCCGCAUGACACCCACCAAGGCUCCAUGAUGCUCAACGCUCGCCCAGGGCCCCCCUUCAUGAAGGGCCCCAAGAAGCCUCUGGCGGCCCUCCCCCUGGCCCGCAAGGCGGAGAGCGUGGUGUCCAUCACCUCUCAGUGCAGCUACAGCAGCACCAUCGUCCACGUGGGGGACAAGAAGCUCCAGCCCGAAUCUGAGAUCAUCGAGGACGUGGUGGAGAGCCCUGCGCCCCCUCCCCCGCCCGCCAGCGUGGUGGAGUCCCCGCCCAGCCAGGAGAAGGAGGCCUACAGGCGCCUCGGCCUCACCAAGCAGGUGCUGGCGGCGCACACCCAGAAGGAGGAGCAGGCCUUCCUGACCCGCUGCCGGGAGCUCGGCGACGCCCACACCUUCCAGAAGGACUGCUCCACCUACCUGCACCGCCACCGCACCGCCACCAACGCCGAAGAAUCCUCAGGGGCCCGGGGGCCACACAAGCAGGGCGCCGGCCGGCCCGAGCCCGGCGCCAGGAAGGGCGGCCGGAACAAGAAGUCAAAAAAGCCCCGCAUGAAGCGUCCCGACUCGUCGGACGGCGCCAUGUCCGACCGCAAGCCCCGCUCCCCUCUGCAGGGCCUCAACCAGACGUCCUGGUCACCGUCGGAGGCCUCCCAGUCGGCGUUCAGUGUCUCGUACCCGGCCCUGGUUCCGGGUUACCCGCUCUCCGUGUACGCCGCCGCCCCAGCCCGGUCGGCCUGCCCGGAAACCCCCCUCUCCGGCGGCUUCGCUGAGGUCCAGAGCAGCCGGGCUCCUCCCACCGCCACGCCCUUCGCGGCUCCCAUCGUGGCGCCUGUGGUGACGCUGGUGCUGCCCAACUACCUGUUCCCUCCGACGGCUCCGAUGGGCCUGAUGGCCGCGGCCCCGAGUCCGGCCUUCUUCCCUGAGCAGACGCAGCCCCAGCCGGCGUACAGCGCCCCCCAGCCCGCGUUCGUCCCCCAGCCCGCGUUCGUCCCCCAGCCCGCGUUCGUCCCCCAGCCCGCGUUCGUCCCCCAGCCCGCGUUCGUCCCCCAGCCCACCUUCAAGGCCCCGCAGGCGGCCUACGCCUCCACACCGCAGCCUUUUCAGACGCAGCCCGCCUACAGCCCCCAGCCGCACUUCUCCCUCGCUCCCCAGGCGUCCUUUGGCGUGCAGACCCAGUUUGUGACGCAGGCCCCCUACCCGGCCAGGCCCUUUGCCUGCGCCAUGCGCGCGGAGACCCCGACGGUCCCGGACCCGGACGGGGCGGCGUCGCGCUCCUCCGCGCCUGCGUCGGCCGGCCGCGAGCCCCCCUCCUCACCGGCCCCGCUCUCUGAGUCGCGCCUGCUGAGCAUGGAGGAGACACAGCGCUCCGCGGAGCGGCCGGACGCAGGGCCGCCGGCCGGACCGGGGCCCCCCGUGUGCGGGGAGAUGGGCGGUGUGGUUGUAGUGCGUUGUGUACGGGGGUGCGUCUCUGACGGUCGCUCUCUCUCCUUGUGCUCGCAGGAGGAGGCGCCUGAGGACGGGGCCCAGAGCGACGGGAACCUGACCUCCAGCGACCUGCUGGACAUCCUGCUGCAGGAGGACUCCCGCUCCUGGACCGGCUCGGCCGGCUCCAUGGGCUCCGGGUCAGGCUCCCGGUCGGGGUUGGAGUCCGGGUCUGGCUCCCGGGGCUCCGGCUCCAGGGGCUCUGGCUCGGUCUCCAGGUCGGGGGUGGGGUCCGGGUCAGGUUCGGGCUCCAGGUCCAACGGCUGCAGGACCUCAGCGAGCGGGGCAUCCGGGAGCAGAACUGGAAGCCGCAACACUAGCAAGUACUUUGGCAGCAUGGACUCCCUGGGGCCCGACCCCAGGGUAAAGGCCAGGGCCAAGCUGCGGGGCGAGGCCGGCUCGGAGGCCGGCCGGCCCCUUGCUCCGGGGGACCGGGAGAGCCUGGCCAGGUACAGGCUGCAGGAACCCCUGUGGCUCCUGGGGGCCAACACUGAUGACCAGGUCAUGAUGACCUACCAGAUGCCUUCCAGAGACAUCCAGACGGUUCUGCGGGAGGACAAAGAGCGGCUGAGGCUGAUGCAGAAGAGCCAGCCGUGCUUCUCGUCGGAGCAGUGGAGGGAGCUGGUGGAGGACCACCCCUGGAUGAGGAGGGGGGGCCUGCCCUCCACCAUCAAUGUCAAGGAGUGUGUGUACUGUGAAGACGGAGCCACGCACCCUUCUGCCGAGGAAGACCACCCAGAAAUGGACCUUGGGACAGGGUAGAGGAGAAGGGCCGACAGGACCAGACACAGCCGCCCACGAGGCCGGACCUCAGCCCGACUUAGGGUCAUAGACACACACACACACACACACACACACACACACACACACACACACACACACACACACACACACACACACACACACACACACACACACACACACACACACACACACACACACACACACACACACGAGGGGAUGACAUGCACCAUUGCCAUGGCAUCAGAUGCUUACAUUACACCACAUUGAAUUACAUUGCACACACAUGCACCUGGGCGUCUCUAUAAACAUGAGGUAUAAACUGACGUGCCUUGGGGACUUGCAUGGCAACACUGUGCAUCGAACAAUUUCACGUGUGUGGAACUCUCCUCUUUGCGGCCAUUUGGGAUGGCGUUGAAGCUGUGUACACGUGUGUGUCUAUGUUUGUGUGUGUCCAGGAGCAAUUAUGUGUGAUAAAUAGGAAGAGGUGGACUGCAGACCGCAGUACCAAUCCCCUCCUUCCAGGGGGCAGUAUGCUCCAGAUUCUGAAGGCAUUGUCCAACACACUGUUCUCUGCUCAUGAAACACAAGCCCUCACACAUGUUCUCUCUAAUACCUUUGGUGCCCAACUUGCGUAGCUCAUGACUAUAAUCAUGCGAAAAUGCCUUCGUUUUUACGAGCUCAGGCUUAAUUGUAUUAUUGGUACUUAUUAUGGAAAUAAUUUCUGAAUUUUAUUAAUGAAUUACAAAACAGAUUGCCACUUUACUGGGCAAAAUAUGCCCUUUACAGACUUUGUAUAUGUUCUGUGGACGGUCCUAGGCAGAGCGAUGAGGCUUUUUGGUGCAGGUUACCAAGCUCUCUAGUUGUUCCUUCCUGGGGCCAGGUAGCAUUGGCAGGCUGUUCAGUGGCUAGUCUAAAGAUACGCUUAAAUCAAGAAAGUGUUUCAAUCAAACUCAUCCACUUAUCCCCGCCCUUUAUUUAUGUAUUGUUGCAGAGAAAGCACAGAAUUUUGACCAAAGCUCAGAAAGGUGGUUCGACCUUUUGAGCUCCGACUUACAGCCGAUGAUUUAUCUUGGGGAAACAACAUACAUACAUAUAUAUAUAUAUAUAUGGGUACAACCUCACACAAGCUACUGUUAAACUCAUCCCACUGACCACGGGGAACUCCUGUAUUAUAUGGCCAUUGGCCACAGCCCUGCAUCGGGGCAGGGCUGGCCAGUGAAAAUGGUGAAUGACCACGCUAGUGUCAUUCAUCUUUUUGAGUGUUUUUAUUUAGUUUUGUGGCUCAGGAUGGUAGGAGAAAUAUGUAAUGUUUUUUUUGCGUCAUACUGAAUCAAUAACCAGUGAGCAGCGUUGCACACAGUGGAUAAGUCACAUGGGCAACAUGGUAUCAGAGUGCUGAAAUACACAUUGGUCAAGUGUGACUAUUCAUUUUAUUUAACCUAUUACAAAGGUCACACAAUCACAGCAACUGUAAAGCCUCCUUAUUGGUCCCUUGGGCAUUACAAUAAGCUAUUUUGCUCAUAUUCAUAUGUUUAUAAUGAGCUGCUUGUCGCCUCGUUAUUGUUAUUUAUUUGUUUAUUUAAAUCAGACAGUCAGUGGUUCCUAUGGCUAUGUCUUUGUGGAAUAAAAGAAAUUGCUUCAAAAGUUGACCUCAUUGUAAAGGCCUAUUCACCAUGUUGAAGUUGUAUUGUACAAACCAGGGUACUGUGAACUUUAAGAGGUCGUCUCCGUCCUCUGGUUCACCAGCCCCAUGAGUUUAGAGCACCUUGGACUGUUUAGACUAGCAUUAAGCACUGAAGCGGAAUAUCGGAGGACUGCUGCGUCACAGCGGUCGAGGAUACAGAAAAGCAAAUCACCAUAGUUACCUUACACCCAGGGGGUUUGAGUGUGUGAUGCACAAACGCAUAUGCAACAGAAUGUGGGAAGUAGAGCACUGGACGUGUUAAUGUGUUAUUGUGCUCACCGUAAGAGGGGAGCUAUGCUCAUUAUGUUAAAGACAUGGGGACUCUGGGAGGGUCCAUAUUGGCUCCAUCAUUCAGUUUAUGAGGACUAGGAACAAUUGUGGUGCGGGGGAGCAUAAGAGAGGGUUGUGGGGGUAGGGGCGCUAUGAAUCAAGUCAAGGCCCUUGGGUUGUGUUGAGGUGAUUUGAUAUCCCUAUUAUUGUGGCAUCGUUUUAGGUCAUAUUUUUCUUCUCUUCUCUUUGCCGCCGUUUUCUCUUUGUGUAGCUGUUGAGCUUUUGAUUGGGGUUUUGGGAAAUUCAAAACAGGAAAGUGCUUUAGGAGCGUUAUCGGGGAACUACCUCUGAUUCUGAAAAGAGAAUUAAACCCCAACCUUUCCACCUUUACUGUAUGCGCUAUGAAACGUACUAUUACCUUUGUGGGCGCAGCGCGGUGAACAGGGUGGAGGUACCUUGUGGAUUCCUCUCGGUGGCCUCCAUGUACCAAGUCUGUAAGGAGAAGACCCUUGUUUGACUUAAGGUGUUGCACCCACCUCAUACAAGGGCCUGGCCCCCCUCCUUCUAUGAGUAUAUUGUUUUUUUAUCAAUAUUGUGUCCCACAUUUAUUUUGGAGAUUAUUUUUGAGUUCCGGGGUGUUACAAAUGUUUGUUGUAUUUUUUAUUACCUUGUGACAGAAUUGGUAGGGCAUCACCUGCUAAAAAUGUUUAAAGUAUAUGUGUUUAAUCAAAGCCUUACUCGUAAGGCCGUAUCAGGAUAGCCAUUUUAAAAUGAUUUCACACGCAGUAUGAGACCAUGUUUUAUAAAACUGGCACGUUUUCUGUGCGGUUUUUGUAGGUUACAAAAUGUGUUGAUUGAAACAUGAAGAUGAUGUAAUAAAAAUGGCAAAAGCAUUAUA